Molecule: messenger RNA, 1488 nt
Organism: Dalotia coriaria
Lineage: Eukaryota; Metazoa; Arthropoda; Insecta; Coleoptera; Staphylinidae
Product: meiotic recombination protein DMC1/LIM15 homolog
Exons: 3
Coding region: 373-1434 (353 amino acids)
Biological process (GO): chromosome organization involved in meiotic cell cycle; reciprocal meiotic recombination; DNA strand invasion
Cellular component (GO): condensed nuclear chromosome
Molecular function (GO): ATP-dependent DNA damage sensor activity; DNA strand exchange activity; ATP binding
Source: RefSeq, a predicted model, not a curated record
GGUCACGUGACAGACGUUGCUCUGAUAGUUUGAUCGAGGCCCACUACGCGGCGUACUACGUCACUUUUAUGAAUUUUUAUUUGUUUCAACAAGUUUUCAACACUAUAUUGUACUUAUUAUAAUCUAUAGCUAGGCGAGUGGUCUUUAAAUAUACUAACUUUUAUCUAAUUAUUUUUAUUAAAAUCUAGUUUAAUUUAUGUAAAUACCAAAAAUCUUCUUUAAUUAUCUUCUUGCACGUUGAAGUCGGCAACUAAUAUUACACCAAUUGUGGAGCUAGACCGCAUGCGUUCAAAACAAACUCAACAGUUAGAACUUCUUGCGCCAUUUUUUAACGUUACUCGCUUUUUAAAACUGUGAAACAAAGUGCACACAAUGUCGGCUGUUAUGGAACAAUAUCCUGAAGUAGCUGAAGCUGCUGAUUCAUCAAUGAUAGCAGUAGAUGCAGUGAAUGUGUCCAAUGUAUCUUCCGAAGAAGACUCAUCAUUUCAAGAUAUUACAAUGCUUCUAGAAUAUGGCAUCGACGAAGUGGACAUAAAGAAGUUUAAGAAGAUUGGCAUUAAUACCAUAAAAGGCAUUCAAAUGACCAUGAAGAAGAACAUGAGAGAGAUUGGUUUGGAUGACAUCAAAAUUGAAAGGAUUUUAGAUAUCUGCGGAAGUCUUAAUGCUUCGUCCGGUUUUAUGACAGCGAUUGAACUAUCGACCGUGAGACAGCAAAUUUUUAAACUUAGCACUGGCAGCAAACGACUCAAUCAAUUAUUGGGUGGUGGAAUAGAGCCUAUGUCUAUUACUGAAGUUUUUGGUGAGUUUGGCAGUGGUAAGACUCAACUAGCACAUACUUUGUGUGUUACUGCUCAAAUGCCUGGUUCAAAUGGAUAUGUUGGUGGGAAAGUAAUCUUUAUUGAUACUGAACACACUUUUCGUCCUGAUCGUCUACGACCAAUCGCCGAUCGUUAUAAUUUGAACCAAACCAAAGUAUUGGAAAAUGUGUUAUAUGCACGUGCUUAUAAUUCUGAGCAUCAGUUUAAUUUGUUAAACAAUGUCGCAGCAAAAAUGCAUCAAGAACCGGGCUUUUUUAAGUUGCUCAUAAUUGAUUCAAUUAUGGCGCUGUUUCGUGUAGAUUACACAGGAAUGGGUGAAUUGGCUGAUAGACAAAACAAACUUGGGCAAAUGUUGUCGCGUCUGCAGAAAAUGAGCGAAGAAUACAACAUUGCCGUCUUUAUUACCAAUCAAAUCGUUUCGGACUUCUCCGCCAUGAAGGACGAGGCUAAACCAGUCGGAGGACACGUCAUGGCGCAUAGUAGCACUACUCGCAUUGCGCUGAAAAAAGGUAUUGGUAAUCGUCGCUUUGCGCAUUUAUUUGAUAGUCCUGAAUUUGAAGCGGAGGAAACUAAGUUUGCUAUUACCACUGGCGGAAUUGAUGAUUGUAAAGAUUAAUUUAAGUUGCCAACCGUAAAGUUAAGAAAAAUUAAAAGUUACUGAAUUUAUAUA